AUGUAUAAAGGUCGCUAUAUAUACCAAAAGUUGCCUCCGGGACAAAUCACCAAGUCGACCGUGAUCGUUUUGACGAGUGGCUUGGUCGGCUACACGUUCCUUGAGCUUCUUGGCGGCUCCGAGAAUUUCUACAAUAAGGGGGUUCGUCAUUUGGAAUGGAUACGUUGAACGGAGAGAAUUGCAGGCGAUGCCUUUGGUUCACCGUUUCAUCGAUGGCGAAAAAUCGCAUCGUUGGGCCGUACGAGCCGCUUCCUGGGGACUUUUGCCUCGUUGGGGCUGGAAUCGCAAAGAAUAUCCAGAGCUCCAUUGCGUGGUAUGAGUUCGAGAGUUUAUUAAGAGUCGAGUAACCAAGAAGGAAGAAAAAAACCUUUCGAUAUUUUCAAUAAAAAAAGAAUCUAUGAAAAAAUUUAUCCUAGAAAAGUUUUAUGUUAUAGUCUGUUUGCCACGACUUGAAAUUUCUUGGAACGACAUUCCGCUGUUCCGCUGCGUGCGUUCGCGAAGCGUCUUUCGAAUCUAGGUCACGCUUUCAAUUGAUUGUUAUUGCUGUGGGAGCACAUGAAAGUAGAGCCCCUUAAUAAAAGAAAAAAAAAUUAUAUAUCGGCUAUAUCUCAUUUUUUAUUCUUUUGGUUUUUUUGCAAAUGUCUUUUUGAAGUUUCUUUUUUCUCUAAAAAGCAGUUUAUUUUUUCGUGAAUUUCAGUUUUUUUUUCUUUAUAGCUCUUCGGACGAGAUAUCAAAAAUCCAGUCGGAUUGGCUGCCGGAUUCGACAAGAAUGGCGAUGCGAUCGAGUCGCUCGCUGAAGUUUCGGGCCUAGGAAUGGUGGAAAUCGGAUCUGUGACUCCGAUCCCACAGCCUGGUAACAAUCGUCCUCGCGUCUUCCGUCUUUUGGAAGAUGAGGUUUUAUUGAACCUCUGCGUGGACAUGGAAUGAAGGCAAUCCACCUGUUGAGGGGGUCAUCAAUCGGUACGGAUUCAACAGCGACGGAGUCGGCCGUGUGCAGCAGAGAGUGAGGACGGCGAGAGAUUCUUGGCGCUCUGAUUGGGCUCUCCUCGGAGUCAACCUUGGCAAGAACAAAAUGAGCGAAGAUGCCUUGUUUGUUAUUUUUAAAUCAUUGGAGGCGCAUGUCUGAUUUAGUUCGGAUUGAGAUAAGAUACAUAACAGACAAGAGCUUUUUACCUUCUUUUUUGACUGUCUAGUUAAAAGGCUUUUUGAAACUUGAAAUAGCGUUUUUUUUGGUCAUAAUUUGGCAGAUUUUGAAGUGUCCUGACGUGAAAACGAGAUUUAUUGGGUAAAAUCUCUCUCUAGUUAGAUCAGAAGAAUAGAGAGUAUUUUUUUUUCUUCGAUGUUUUUUGCAUUUUACAGACACGACUAUGAAAUCGGGAUCAAUUACUUUGCUCCACAUUGCGAUUACCUCGUGCUGAAUAUCUCGUCGCCAAAUACACCUGGAUUGCGGAGUAUGCAGAAAAAGUCGGACCUCGAAAAAGUCGGUUCGCCUUUCUACAUCACCGCUUCUCAAGCUUUCAGCUGCUUCUCCACGCCAAGAAAGCUCUGGACCUUCAUCAGCUGGAGAAAAGGCCGCAGAUGUUCUUGAAAAUUGCUCCCGAUUUGAUAGAAUCAGAGUUGAAGGACAUUGCUCAGGUUUUUUAAUGUCGUGAUUGAAAAAAUGAAAAAUUGAAAAAUUGAAAAAGGUUAAUUUACGAGUUCCAUCGGAGUGCGUUCAGUUAAUGUGUUUGGAAAGUCCGAAAAUAGUUUCCAAAAAUUUCGCACGAUUCUACUUUCUUAAAACAAUUUUUCGAAAUCAAAGUUUUGUCAGAGCAAAUAAAAAUACAAAGAUUAACUAGGUUGUGUCGAAUCCGAAGUUUGGCAUAGACGGACUUAUAAUUUCAAACACGACUAUUUCUCGUCCAACCAGCUUGAGAAGCGAAAACAAGGUAUCCCAGAAAAGAUUGGAAGAAUGUAGUUUUCUCUGUCCCAGGACGAAAGCGGGGGCCUGAGCGGGAAACCAGUUGGUCAUUUGAGCACGGAAUGCAUCCGGACUAUGUACAAGUCGGCUUGAAUAUUCGUCACCUUCUAGACAUUUUCCAGAUUUCAGGCUUACUGAAGGGAAAGUUGUGAUAAUCGGCUGUGGCGGGAUAGCGAGCGGUCAAGACGCCUACGACAAAAUUAGGUUUUUUUUCGCCACGAAAAAGUUUUUUUAAAAUUCAAAUGAGGGUAAUUGGAAAGAAAUUCAUUUUUCACUUGGAAUUAGCUUCUUGAAACAUGAAAUUUCAUCUUACCUUGUUAAAACCUUGUUAUUUUCGUCACAACGCUUCUCGACAACAUUAAUGAGAAAAGAAAAUCAACCUGAAAUUGCAUUUGACAGAGCCGGAGCCAGUCUAGUCCAGCUCUACACGGCCAUCGUCUUCCAAGGUUUCCCCGUCAUAGGCAAGGUUCGAAAUUUCUUUUUUCCCCCGCAAAUAAUCUGGGUUAGCGAAUGAUUUAUGCAAAACGAAUGCAGGUGAAACGCGAGCUAGUGCAACUUCUGCGACGCGACGGCUUCGCCAACGUUUCCGAAGCUGUCGGCGCGGACCAUCGUAGCGGCGGUUCCAAAAAUCCUUAG
Molecule: messenger RNA, 2596 nt
Organism: Caenorhabditis auriculariae
Lineage: Eukaryota; Metazoa; Nematoda; Chromadorea; Rhabditida; Rhabditidae
Source: the annotation of a GenBank genome assembly